ACCCCAGUCAGCCGCAUGGCUUCCCUGUGCCCUAGCCCCUGGCUCCCUCUGUUAAUCCCAGCCCCUACUGUGCAACUCCUGCUGUUAGUUCUGCUCCUAGUGCCUGCCCAUCCCCAGGGCCUGUCUUGGAUGCAGGGAGAUCACUCCUUGGGAGGAGGUUCAUCUGGGGAAGAGGAUCCACUGAGCGAGGAGGAUCUACCCAGUGAAGAGGAUCCACCUGGAGAGGCGGAGCCACCUGGCGAGGCAGAUCCACCUGAAAUUAAUUCUAAGUCAGGAGAGGACUCCCUGAAGUUAGAGGAUCUACUCACUCCUGAGGCUCCCAGGAAUACUCAAGGCCCCCAUAGGGAUAAAAAAGGGGGUGACCACAUUCACUGGCGCUACGGAGGCAGCCCGUCCUGGCCCCAGGUGGCUCCAGCCUGCGCUGGCCGCUUUCAGUCCCCUGUUGACAUCCGCCCCGAGCUCACCUCGUUCUGCCGCGCCCUGCCACCCCUGGAACUGCUGGGCUUUGAGCUCCAGCCACGCCCGGAACUCAGCCUGCGCAACAAUGGCCACACCUUGCAGCUGUCUCUGCCACCAGGGCUAACGAUGACCCUGGGCCCCGGACAGGAGUACAGGGCCCUGCAGUUGCAUCUGCACUGGGGCGGUUCGGAUCGCCCAGGCUCCGAGCACACGGUUAAUGGCCACCGCUUCCCUGCUGAGAUCCACGUGGUUCACCUCAGCACCGCAUUCUCCGAGUUUAGGGAGGCCCUGGGGCGCCCAGGAGGCCUGGCAGUGUUGGCAGCCUUCUUGCAGGAGGGCCCAGAAGAAAACGGCGCCUAUGAGCAGUUGCUGUCACAUUUGGAAGAAAUCGCUGAUGAAGACUCAGAGAUUGGGGUCCCAGGACUGGAUGUAUCUGCACUGCUGCCCUCUGAUCUCAGUCGCUACUUCCGAUACGAGGGGUCUCUGACCACACCCCCCUGUGCCCAGGGGGUCAUCUGGACUGUGUUCAACCAGACAGUGAAGCUGAGUGCCAAGCAGCUCCACACCCUCUCCGAUUCCCUGUGGGGAUCUCGUGACUCUCGGCUGCAGCUGAACUUCCGAGCCACGCAGCCUUUGAAUGGGCGAGUGAUCGAGGCCUCCUUCCCCACUGCAGUGGAUGGCAGCCCUGAGCCAGUCCACUUGAAUUCCUGCCUUGCUGCUGGUGACAUCCUGGCCCUGGUUUUUGGCCUCCUCUUUGCUGCUACCAGCAUUGCCUUCCUUGUGCAGAUGAGAAGGCAGCACAGACACAGAAGUGGAACCAAAGAGGGCAUUAGCUACAGCCCAGCAGAGAUGGCAGAGACUGGAGCCUAGAGGCCCUGAACUGUGAGAAUGUGCAGAGAAACCAGCUAGAGGGCUCUGAAGGCAUCUGGAAACCUUGUCCUGUCCUGCCCAUUACACAGCUCCUUUUUAACCUCCAAAUACGUUUUUUCUUCUUUUUUUUUUUUUCUUAAACAACCACAAUAUAGGAUCUUGUAGUAGGAAAGUAAGAUUGGACUUAACUCUCAGAUUAUUAAUUUUUUUUGAGACAGUCUCUCUAUAUAGUCCAGGCUGGCCUGGAACUCACUAUGUAGCCAGGCUGGUCUUGAACUCACUAUCCUCUUGCCUCAGCCUCCGAAGCGCUGGAAUUAUAGGGGUGUAUCAUCACAGCGGAUCUCUCAGAUUAUUUUUAAAAUAAACAUUUCUAAUAAAAUAUGUGUAAUUUGCCUCUGUUCCUCAGAUCAGAAGGAUAGUGUAUUAAUUUCCUAUUGCUGCUGUAAUAAACUACCACAAACUCAUUGGUUAUUGGAUUCUUACAGUUCUAGAAGCCAGAAGUCCAAAACAUACUAAAGUCCAGGUGUCAGUGGGACUGGUUCCUUCUGUACUUUCCCCCUUGCCUUUUUCAGAUUCUAGAAGCCACCUGCAUUCCUUGCUCAGUGCCUCUUCCUCACAUUACUCAAAUCUCUUGCUUCCAUUGUUACAUCUCCUAUUGCCUUUGACCUUCUUUCCUCCCUUUUGUAAGUUAUACAUUACAAACAGUUAACCUGGAAUAAUCUUCCCAUCUCAAAUCCUUUGCUCAGUCCCAAAGUCCUCUUCCUAUGUAAGAUAACAUUUUCCAGGAUUGAAAUGUGGACCAUUUUGGGGGAGGGGUGUUAUUCUCCCUACCACAGAUGUUAUCCAGAAAGGGGGCAGGUAUGACUGGAAUUGCUGGAAUGGCUGUAUGUGUUUGUGUAUGUGUUGGGAGGUGGUGUAGGCUGCAGCUGCUAGACUUAAAAUCACAUUGAGGCUUUUAAGCUUUUAACCUGUUGGAGGAAAAAUUGUCUCCUUGCAGUUUUACCUUUAUAAUGUCUUUCCUGGCCCAGUUGCUUGUUGGAAUAGGGCAGCGCCUCAGAUGGCAGUUCCCCAGCCCUGUCAGGUUCCUCUGCUUCACACAGCCUGGUCAACCUCCUCUCACUGCACCCAGCACCCCGGCCCCGUAGCUCUCACUGAAAGGAAGGUCCUAUUGCCGAGCAAGGACAAAGGCCCUGCUCAUUCUAGGGUCCUUCUAAUUUUACUGCCAACCAAAGAAAGGCUUAAAGGGCCCUGGGAUGCUGGUAACAUCAAUUUUAUUGGGUUGAGGUGGCAACUGUAGCCUAGGUGGGUGUAGAGCCCUCACAGGUUGUUGAGUUCCAGCAGAGUCUGGUCCAGGGUCUGGUGAAUCUCCACGUUCUCUUCCUUGGCACUGGCCAAGGUCUCUGUGAGGGGAAGCAACAAGUAAGGAAGGGGUGGGGAAACAGUAGGAAGGAACAUGGAGCAGACAUGGACAGAGGAAGGUGACACAGACAUGGAGUGGUUUAGGAGAUAUAAGCCUUCAGGAACCUGAAGAGGCAGGGGCAAAUGGAUGAAUUGGUCAAGACAAAGAUGCCUCACUCAAGGACUUGGGGGAUGAGGAAGCCUCAACUGAUUCCCCCCUCCUUUGGAAGGUUUAAGAAAGUUGGAAACAAAAGGAAAAACAAAGACUGAGCCAGGAAACAGGAAAGGGAGGGCAGACAGACAGACAGAAUGGAGACAGAAAACAGACCUGCAGCUGCAGUGAAAGCCCCUGUUGCUGAUAUCCAACACUUUUCCGAACUUCAUUCCAGACCCUUCAUGACCUUCUUGCCCCUCCCUGCACCUCACUGCCCCAUCUCCCUUCCAGUCAUCCCAUUAGAUCCUGGAAUCCUAGCUAAGUGUUCUGAGUUCAGUAACAGGCACAGGGGGGUGGGGGGGUGUACAUAGUGCUUGAUGGGGCCCCACAUGCCCACGUGCAGCCGUGAGAGACAGAGCAGCAAACUGGGAGUGCCAUGCAGAAGGAGCUUGGUGUGGGCCACAGUGUUUUGUGGGAG
This is a messenger RNA of Castor canadensis (American beaver), 3359 nucleotides long. RefSeq names its product carbonic anhydrase 9 (gene Ca9). NCBI's taxonomy places the organism in Eukaryota, Metazoa, Chordata, Mammalia, Rodentia, Castoridae. Gene Ontology annotation, cellular component: plasma membrane. Gene Ontology annotation, molecular function: zinc ion binding; carbonate dehydratase activity. The record is from RefSeq and is a predicted model, not a curated record.